Molecule: messenger RNA, 2609 nt
Organism: Populus nigra (black poplar)
Lineage: Eukaryota; Viridiplantae; Streptophyta; Magnoliopsida; Malpighiales; Salicaceae
Product: putative pentatricopeptide repeat-containing protein At1g69350, mitochondrial
Exons: 1
Coding region: 267-2504 (745 amino acids)
Biological process (GO): RNA modification
Molecular function (GO): protein binding; RNA binding
Source: RefSeq, a predicted model, not a curated record
UGCUUGUUGUCUUGUGAAGAUAUAAUAGCAUGAUUUAUGAAUGGUCCGAAUCUAAGCUAAUACAAUAUAUUGAUUCCACAGCUUGCUUUUCGCUUAAUCAAUCUGCUUUCUGCUUUCUUGUUCCACUGAUUUCAUAGCGGGAGAGCACCCUUUCUGUCGUGGCCCAUAUAACCAAUCAUUGUUUGCUACCUGCUCGGUCUUCUAACUUCUGCAUCGCUUCUUACACAAUCGACAAUGCUGUGUCUGCUUAUUAACAAAGAAGCAGAAUGACACGCUAUAUGCCCCUUUUCAGGUCCUGCAAAACCUUAAGACAAUUAAACCAACUCCAUGCCCACCUUGUAGUCACUAAUCUCUCCAACACCGCCCAAGCCUCCACCAAACUCAUCGAGUCCUAUGCUCAAAUGGGUUCCAUUAAAUCCUCAACACUUGUCUUCGAAACCAAUCAAAACCCUGAUUCUUUCAUGUGGGGUGUCCUUAUAAAAUGCCAUGUCUGGUCUCACGGUUUUGAAGAAGCCAUUUUACUCUACAACAAGAUGUUAUGCAAUGAAGCUCAAAUUACUAAUUUCGUAUUUCCUUCAGUUUUGAGAGCUUGUGCUGGUUUUGGGGACAUGUUUAUUGGUGCAAAAGUUCACGGGAGGAUAAUUAAAUGUGGGUUUGAUAACGAUCCUUUUAUUGAGACUUCACUUCUUGGUUUGUAUGGAGAAUUAGGUUGCUUAACUGAUGCAAGGAAGGUGUUUGAUGAUAUUCCGGUCAGAGAUUUGGUUUCGUGGAGUUCGAUUAUUUCUAGUUAUGUUGAUAAGGGAGAGGCAAAUGAAGCGUUGGAGAUGUUUAGGUUGUUGGUAAAUGAACGUGUUAAAUUGGACUGGGUUAUAAUGUUAAGUGUCACUGAGGCUUGUUCUAAACUGGGCAUUUUGAAGCUAGCUAAGUCCAUACAUGGUUAUAUCGUUAGAAGGAGAGUUGACACUUGUGAGGCGUUGGAUAAUUCCCUUAUUGAGAUGUAUAGUUCAUGUGAUGAUUUGUAUAGUGCUGAUAGAAUUUUUGUAAAUAUGGCCAAUAAGACUUUUAUUUCAUGGACUUCAAUGAUUUACUGUUAUAAUCGAAGCGGUUGGUUUAAAGAAGCUUUUGAGAUUUUUGUGAAGAUGCUAGAGUUGAAAGUGGAGCCGAAUGUGAUUACCAUAAUGGGGGUUCUUAAAUCUUGUUCUGGGUUAAGCUGGCUUAGAGAAGGGAAAUUAAUUCAUUGUUAUGCAUUGAAGAAAGGUAUGACAUUCCAAGAUGACUGUCUAGGGCCAGUGUUAAUUGAAUUAUAUGCUGGAUGUGGUAAACUAGGUUAUUGUGAGAAGGUUCUUCUUGCAAUUGGGGAGAGAAAUGUUGUGUCAUGGAACACACUCUUAUCGAUAAAUGCUAGGCAAGGGUUGUUUGAGGAAGCACUAGUAUUAUUUGUGCAGAUGCAAAAACGAGGACUAAUGCUGGAUUUUUUUAGCCUGUCAAGUGCGAUAUCUGCUUGUGGAAAUGUGGGUUCAUUACAGCUUGGGCGUCAGAUACAUGGUUAUGCCAUCAAACGAUGCAUUUUGGGUGAGUUUGUCAAGAAUGCUCUAAUUGGCAUGUACUCGAGGUGUGGUUUCUCAGAUUCAGCAUACAUGAUAUUUAAUGAUAUUAAACAAAAAAGUAGUGUGGCAUGGAAUUCUAUUAUUUCUGGGUUCGUUCAGAGUGGUAAUUCGAUAGAGGCAAUUCAUCUCGUUGAUCAAAUGUACCACAAUUGUCUUAAAAUAACUGAUGUGGUCUUCUUAAGUGCAAUUCAAGCUUGCGCAGACAUGGUAUGUCUUGAAAAGGGAAAAUGGCUUCACCACAAACUCAUUAUGUAUGGUGUAGAGAAGGAUCUUUACAUAGAAACUGCUCUAACUGAUAUGUAUGCAAAGUGUGGAGAUCUUCGAACUGCCGAAGGUGUUUUUCAUAGCAUGUCAGAAAAGAGUGUGGUGUCAUGGAGUGCGAUGAUUUCUGGAUAUGGAAUGCAUGGUCGUAUUGAUGCUGCAAUCACUUUCUUCAAUCAAAUGGUAGAAUUGGGAAUAAAACCAAAUCAUAUUACCUUCAUGAAUAUCCUAUCAGCAUGUAGUCAUUCAGGAUCUGUGGAACAAGGAAAGUUCUAUUUUGACCUGAUGAGAGAUUUUGGCGUUGAACCAAACUCAGAACACUUUGCUUGUUUGGUUGACCUUCUGAGCCGUGCUGGUGAUGUCAACGGAGCCUACAAAAUAAUCAACUCAAUGCCAUUUCCUGCAGAUGCUAGUGUUUUGGGUAAUUUACUUAAUGGCUGUCGAAUUCACCAGAGGAUGGACAUGAUCCCAGGAAUUGAAAAGGAUCUCUUGAAGAUCAGGACAAGUGAUACCGGGCAUUAUUCCUUGUUAUCUAAUAUCUACGCAGAAAUAGGAAACUGGGCUGCUCGUGAGAACACCAGAGAUAUUAUGGAGCGUUCAGGCUAUAAGAAGGUUCCUGGGUACAGUGCAAUUUAACUUGACUAAAAAGCAAUGAUGUGAAUUUGAUCUCCCUAUACCUGCAGUGAAUUUUAUUUUUUCCUUGAGAUGAAAAUUCCUAUGAAAGAGUAUCUUUUCUGAUGA